CGCAAACGUCUUCGACGCUGUCGCCGCGGCCGUGCGCACGCGUGCAUCGCUGAUGCUCCAACACACCCAGAUGAUUGCCACGCCCCUGCACCCGCGCCCACUGCUGGGGCAGAGGAGCACAGCUACCGCGCUGUCCAUGACGACAGCACACACCAACAUCCUGCGCGGAGGAACGUACACGCUACAGCGUCACACCCUCCGUGCAGCCAUCACAGCAGCCAACGAGACGACGACGGGCCUGGUGUAUUACGCCAAGGACAUGGGUGUGAGCCCGGUGCCCGUGUUGCUGUUGCACCCAUCCAAUCCAGAGAUGUUCCCACACUCGCAGUCUCCAGUUGCUUUGGACACCAUUUUCGCCUUUGGCAGGAGCAACCCAGCGUACGCCACUGCCUUUGCGCCAUUCAACGCACUGCGCACUGCUGCGCUUGAGUUCUUUGCUGCCAGAUUCCCCCACAUCCGCCUCAACCCGCGUGUCACCGACACCUUUGCCGUGCCCUGCGAUGAGCAGCUGUAUGGCGAGGCACAGCGCGUGCCCGAUGCUGUCAUCGGCACGGGUCCAGGCACGUGCAUCCCGGAGUUUGGCCGCGUUGUUGCGCGCGACGGUGUACCGCUGCUGGUGCCGGGGCUGCCAAACACGGAGCUGUCAGACAAGGGGACGUACCCAACGCUGUUUCGCCUGGGCACCACCACCGCCGUCUACACGCACAUCCUGGCGCACAUGCUGGAGGACCUGGGCGCGUCGUGCGUCUCCAUGGUCUACAACGCGGACGGCGGCGAGCUUGCAGAGACCUUCUUCGUGCUCGCGCAGGCGGAAGGGCUUGAAGUGCGGCUGCAUCUCCCGUUCCACAGCGCCUCGUCAACCAGCGCCGUCCUGGACAGCAUCAUCGCCGCAGACUCACAGCACGUCCUAGUCUCUGGGCACGGGGUUGAGGUGAUUGAUUUACUUGAGGAGGCGCACGGUCGCGGCAUGCUGCAGCCGCCCUGGGUGUGGAUCAUCGCAGGACCGUCUGUCACCUUCAGCGCGUUUCCGCCGUAUGUUGUGGAAGCUCUGGAUGGCAUCCUGCUCACGACCACACCAGGCCCGGCCUGCACAUCACCCAUUGGGAAGGAGUUUCUGGCAUUUGAGUCCAGUUCGCAGCACACCACGUUCACGGCGGAAACAGCCAGCCAUGCGUUUUACCUGCAGUUUGUUGAUGCCAUUAACGCAUACGUACACGCCGUGGACGCCACGCGAUACACGUUUGGCUUUGAGUUUGACCAGCAGCGGCGGCGGGCGGCGGUUCUGCAGGGGCUGCGGGCAUUCGCACCAGGCAGUCCGCUCCCUGGCAUUGGUGAUCCGCACGUCCAAUUUGACGGGAACCAGGACGCAUUUGGCACGUUGCAGCCGGCGUUCCUGAUCAACAGCACCUUCCACCCGCUGAGCGCCGCUACGAUCGACCAGGACUUCACAAUCGACGAAGCCGCGCGGGCCCUGGUGCCCAUCCAGUCCGCCUGUCGGGCGCCGGUCACGCUCGCCCCUGUGGGCGACGAUGCUGGCACUGGUGGUGGUGGUGGUGGCGCUUCCACGCUCAGCAGCGGCCUUGCAGCGCUAUAUGCCAGCGUACUUGUGCUGGCCGCAUUGAUCAUCGUUGCAACGGGCAUGGCAGUGGAGCAGCGGCGACGGGCGAAGAGGAAAACGGCCAUGCGCACGCACGACUUCCGGGCCGAGCUGGAGGAGAUGCAGCUCACGCACCGCGGUAUUGUGCCGGCAGAACUCAAGCGGCAGCACAUCCAGAUUGAGAACAAACUCGGGGAGGGGUUCUUCUCACAGGUGUGGAAGGGAACACUCAUGCGCCCACCACAGCACCUCAUCCAACGGCAGCGACAACAAGCAGGGACAACAGCCACAGCCACAGCACUUGACACACGUGCCAUGCGCCAUCGCACAUCCUUCAGCAGCACCAACACAGGACACCGCCUGCCACGCCGGGUGAGCUGGGUACAUGGCGGCCCUAACAAUGACAACAGCAACCAUGAUGGCGGUGGUGGCGGCGGUGGCGGCGGUGCGAGUCAUAUUGGUGAUGGCGAUGUGGGCGGAGAGGGUUGGAAGCAGGAACCGCUGGCUGUCUCGCAAACUCCGAUUGUCACCGGCGAUGAACACUCAGACGGUGGCGAUGAUUCGGACGACAGCAACAGCAUCACUUUCAGCUCGAGUGAUGGUGACGAUGACGAUGCCUGGGGCGGUGAGACCUGGGGCGGUGAGACCUGGGGCUGCGACGAGAAACAUCACGAUGCUGCAUACAAUGUUGCCGAUGAUGCUGGUAGUGGAGGUGUUGGUUGUUGUCAACGUGGCAGCUGGCUGAGACGCCUGUUUUCGGCCUUGGCUGCUUUGGUUUCGAGGUGGCACAACAGGGCGACAGCGAUUGGUGACACCGCGCUUCCCGUUGCUGUGAAGAUGACGCGGGCAUUCCCUGACGGCACGUACGACGACACCAACUUGCGGUAUGAGGCCGCGUCUCUGGCGCAGUUUCGCCACUGCAAGAACAUUGUGCAGCUGCUUGGCGUGGUGACGGCUGGUGACCAGCCCAUGCUGCUUGUGCUGGAGUACUGCGAGCACGGGGCGUUGGAUUCGUUCCUGCAGCGCUACACGCUUCGCCGCCAACUCGACUGGGCCACAAAACUCAAGAUGGCCCGCGACAUUGCCAGAGGCAUGCGGGCCAUUUCCAUUUCCACGGCUGGCGCGUUGCACAUGGAUCUUGCUGCACGCAAUGUGCUUGACCACCAGUACUACGAGAUGCACCAGGAGAAGAUCAUCCCUGUCCGUUGGACGGCGCCCGAAGUCCUCAACCUCCAGCGGUUCUCCACUGCCAGCGACGUUUGGAGCUAUGGCAUUGUGCUGUUUGAGAUUGCGACAAAUGCGUGCGAGAAGCCGUACAGCAGCAUGUCCAACACCGCUGUGGUGGAGGCUGUGUCCUCUGGCCAUCGCCUGCCCUGCCCUGCGUGCUGUCCUCUCGAGGUGUACGGACUCAUGCUCCAGUGCUGGAUGGCGGAUCCUCAGGAACGCCCCUCAUUUGCCGAUAUCGCACACACGCUCACGUCCACCAUGCGCACAGUGGCAGCGGGCCGCGAACUGCAGGGAACACUGCACAUCACAGGGACGCAGAUGGCGCUGGGUGGUCGUGGCAGCCGUGGUAGUUGUGCUGUUGGGAGCGGUUGUGGUAGCAGUAGUGGGACUGAUAGUGUUGGGAGGAACAGCAUUGUUUCAGGGCCGCAGAAGAGGGGCAGCGACUCCGCUGCGGUGUCGUGGGAUGGGGGCAGCGGUGCUGAUGCUGUUGAUGUUGCGAUGCAACAAGAACAACAAGAACAACAAGAGCAACAACAACAGCAGCAGCACCAGACAUCGGCAACUCCUGUUGCGCCAGUCAUGUGUGCUGGUCCAAACAUUGCUCAACCACAGCAACAGUGUUACGUGCAACAUCAGCAGAUCUUCUUCCCCUCAGAUAACCAACAGCAUCAGCAGCAGUACCAGUACCAGCAGCGAGCAGACGGCUCGCCACUUGUGCCGCCGAGGGAUGUGGUGAAUAUCAUGUCCAAGCUGAAACAGCAGGGCUUUGCAAUGCACCGGCACGACGCACCGCAGCACUUGCGCCCAACGAGUGUCCCCAUGAUUGCGCACGUUAGCCACAGCAGCAGCAGCAAUCCGAGCACGGGCUACGGCUCCACCUUCGUGUCUGAUGGCGAGUACGCCACCAUGCAGGGGCAGCGGACACGCCGUGUCAGCAUCAACAACAGCCGCCACGACAGCAAGCGAGGCAGCGUAUUGUACGCGCGCACAUCCGUGUCAUCAGCUCUGCAGUCACAACAGUGGCACCAGCAGCACCAGCACCAGCAAUCGCAGCAACAGCAGCAGCAGCAUCCGCAAGCAAGUGUCGGCCAUGCACCGGCGAUGGCGAUUGCCCCUCAACGCCAUGAUUUGGGCGCCCGAAUUCACAUUGAUGAUAUUCCAACGGGUGGUGGUGUCACUGACCAAGAAGAAGCCUACACGUCACUGCAGCAUCUGCCACGCCACGGUGCGUUGCACUUCCAGCAGCAGCAUCUGACAACAGCACGCCCUUCCAUCGAUGCUCGUGCACCCACAAUAACAGCAGCAACACCAACAGUCAUGCCAGCAACAGCAACGCUGACACACACAUUGCAACAUCAGCCAGUUCUAAGUUAUCAAGCCUCGCGUGUGGUUGAUCCUGAGCAAGCAUCUCGUGCCUUCAAGACACGACUGCCGCGACCAUCAGCAGUGCAUCGGCUGGCGUCACCACCACCGCCACUGCCCGAAUCGUUCCCUCGCUCACGCUCACCACCGACAACAACAACAACAAAAACAGCAGCAGCAGCAGGAGCAGCAACAACAGCAACAAUAGCAACAACGACAGAAGCAACACGGGCUGCAUUGGGAAGAGAGCGUGUACCUGGUAAAGAGGUGCAGCAGCCACUUCAGCACAAGUGCGCGUCAAGGAAUGGCACAUCGACGGCACCCCCUGACUUGCCACAUUUUCCCGAACACAACAGUGCACGCCACGAACCAGCACCAUCACCCACGGCCUUGCCACAUGCAGCUGCCGUCGACCGCGUCUCCACCGCAUCUUCUGUGUCGACGCCGCGACCUCCAGCCGCAUUCGACUUUGCACUGUUUCAUUCCAAUCUUGCUGCUUCCCUUUCCUUCACCAGCGACAGCGAGGCCUAG
This is a messenger RNA of Salpingoeca rosetta, 4717 nucleotides long. RefSeq names its product TK/EPH protein kinase. The record is from RefSeq and is a predicted model, not a curated record. The transcript is spliced from 9 exons. Gene Ontology annotation, cellular component: signaling receptor complex. NCBI's taxonomy places the organism in Eukaryota, Choanoflagellata, Craspedida, Salpingoecidae. Gene Ontology annotation, biological process: multicellular organism development; positive regulation of kinase activity; protein phosphorylation. Bases 53 to 4717 code for a protein of 1554 amino acids. Gene Ontology annotation, molecular function: transmembrane receptor protein tyrosine kinase activity; ATP binding.